Messenger RNA from Scheffersomyces stipitis CBS 6054, 1901 nucleotides. It is a transcript of the gene ADE4, whose product is annotated as amidophosphoribosyltransferase. Gene Ontology annotation, biological process: purine nucleobase biosynthetic process; purine nucleotide biosynthetic process. Lineage: Eukaryota; Fungi; Ascomycota; Pichiomycetes; Serinales; Debaryomycetaceae. Bases 181 to 1773 code for a protein of 530 amino acids. The transcript has a single exon. Gene Ontology annotation, molecular function: amidophosphoribosyltransferase activity. The record is from RefSeq and is a predicted model, not a curated record. Gene Ontology annotation, cellular component: cytoplasm.
CUUUCUUCAUUGCUAAGUACAGCUCUCUCAUAUCGUACCACUACAUCUCCAUUCGAUCGUUCUUUCAACAGAUCGAUGCUCCGUUUGUUGUAGUCUUCCCACGUUUAUUUCUACCUCGUUUUCCUAGUUUUUCAUUUUGUUCAAAGAUUCUUCACCACCAGUUAUAUUAAUUCUACGAUUAUGUGUGGUAUUUUAGGUAUAGUGUUGAAUGACCAGCGCAAGAACGCUGCUCCAGAGUUGCUUGAAGGUGCAAUGUUCCUCCAACACCGUGGUCAAGAUGCUGCCGGUAUUGUCACCUGUGGUACCAGAGGUAGGUUCUACCAGUGUAAGGGUAAUGGUAUGGCUCGUGACGUCUUCACCCAGUCGAGAAUGGCCAACUUGAUGGGAAACAUGGGUAUCACCCAUUUGCGUUACCCUACUGCUGGUUCCUCGGCCGGAAGUGAGGCCCAGCCUUUCUACGUCAACUCUCCCUACGGGAUUACUUUGAGUCACAACGGUAACUUGGUCAACUCCAUCGAGUUGAGAAGACAGUUGGAUGAAGAGGUACACCGUCACAUCAACACAGACUCCGACUCUGAAUUGUUGAUAAACAUCUUUGCUGCCGAGUUGGACAAGUUCAACAAGUCCAGAGUCAACAACCGCGAUGUGUUUGCUGCUGUUGCUGCCACAAUGAACAAUAUCAGAGGUGCCUAUGCCUGUAUAGCCAUGUUGGCCGGUUAUGGGAUCAUCGGUUUCCGUGACCCCAACGGUAUCAGACCCUUGUUGUUUGGUGAAAGAACUAACAAGGACGGCACCAAGGACUAUAUGUUGGCCUCGGAAUCAGUUGUGUUGAAGGCUCAUGGUUUUGACAACUUCAGAGAUGUCAAGCCUGGUGAAGCUGUCAUCAUCCCUAAGGAUGUCUCUGGCGUCAACAAGCCGGAAGCAGAACAAGUAGUUGAGCCAAAGUUGUUUGCCCCAGAUAUCUUUGAGUACGUCUACUUCGCCAGACCUGACUCAGUCAUGGAUGGUGUAUCUGUGUACAGAUCCAGAAUCGACAUGGGUAUAAAGUUGGCUGCUAAGAUCACCAAGGAAUUGAAAGAGCUCGACAUCGACGUAGUUAUCCCUGUUCCAGACACUGCCAGAACUUCUGCAUUCCAAUGUGCCGUGUCGUUGAACAUUGAUUUCAGAGAAGGAUUCGUCAAGAACAGAUACAUUGGUAGAACCUUUAUAAUGCCAGAUCAGCAGGAAAGAAGAUCCUCGGUCAGAAGAAAGUUGAAUGCCAUGGAAUCUGAAUUCAAGGGCCGUAACGUGUUGUUGGUUGACGACUCCAUUGUCAGAGGUACCACCUCCAAGGAAAUCGUAGCCAUGGCUCGUGAAGCCGGAGCCAAGAAGGUAUAUUUUGCAUCAUGUGCUCCACCUAUCCGUUUCAACCACAUCUACGGUAUCGAUUUGGCCGACACCAAGGCUCUUGUUGGUUUCAACAGAGACGAAGACGAGAUCGCCAGGGUCAUUGGUGCAGACAAGGUCAUCUAUCAGGACUUGCAAGAUCUUAUAGACUGUUGUAAGAGCGAAACCAUCCGCAAUUUCGAAGUAGGUGUAUUUACAGGUGACUACGUCACUGGUGUAGAGGACAACUACUUGCAAGAAUUGGAGAAGAUCAGAGCACAGAACCAAAGAUUGAAGGACAGAAGAGACCGUGGAUUCAGUAUCGACACAUGCAUAGACGCCAGCGACAUGGUUGACGUUAAGGCUGAAGUCGAUAUUAGUAUAUACAACAGAGGCGAUUAUCAGUAGAUUUUGGGUGCAAAUGUAAUAGUGCAAAUGCAUUGACAAAAAAUAAUCCAUUUUCCAUAGAAUUCCUUGAAGUUUAAGUUUAAGUUUUACAUUACAGGAUACAUAGUAAUAAUAAUAUGUUUGCAUAG